Messenger RNA from Westerdykella ornata, 1128 nucleotides. RefSeq lists its product as uncharacterized. The transcript has 2 exons. Bases 1 to 1128 code for a protein of 375 amino acids. Lineage: Eukaryota; Fungi; Ascomycota; Dothideomycetes; Pleosporales; Sporormiaceae. The record is from RefSeq and is a predicted model, not a curated record.
AUGAAGGGUCUUCUGGCAGGAAUUUUGCUCCUGCGGGCCAUCAACGCCCAGGGACCCGCCGCUUCGUCAUAUGACGACGUUGUCGACUAUCUGGCGAACUUGGAUGAGCGCGAAGACCCCAUCAACUCAAUCGGGAACCAGGCGUGGGACUUCAGCGGUGCUGAACCCAAAUAUUUCUUCGGACAAGGAAGGGACGACCAACGCGAUCCUCAGGAUGCCCUCCCCCAGGGUGGAAGGAAGCCACACCAUGACGGCGACUCGGAUUCUGACCGCGACCACAAGAAGAAGUGCCCCAAGUGGUGCAAACACGACGACUCUGACGAUGACGAUGACGAUGACGAUGACCGCGACUCUGACCACGACCGUGACUACGAGAACGGCCGGGGCAAGAAGAAGUAUGUGCGUCCUCCAUCUGUUCGACAGCGACGCGCCGCCCCUGCUCCCAACGGCCUGCAGGGCUUCGACUGGCCAAGGGCGGAUGACGGCCCUUCAGACAGGAGCAGCGCUCUCCGCCGCCCCGAUGACAGUGAUCCGGACGACGACGACGACGACGACGACGACGACGACGACGGUCAUGGCAAGCAUAAAAGCAAGAAAUGCCCCAAGCACUGCCGCCGCCCUAAGCCCACCACGCGUACGCACCAUCCUUAUCCCACACGCACGCACCGUCCUCAUCCCACUUCGAAACCCACGCACCAUCCUCGUCCCACCCGCAAGCCCUACACCCAGUACGUCACCGACACCCUGACUGAGUACGUCGACCGUCCCUACACCACCUUCAUCACCGAAACCUCGGUCGAGGUCGACACCGUCACCUACACCGUCCCAGGACCAGGCCCGGAUCCAGAACCCACGGCACUCUCGGCAAUCUGUCCCCGCAAGUGCAAUACCUCGCCUCUGCUGAACAAGUGCGAUAUCACGACCCAUUGCGAACACACGACCGGUUACUGCACGUGCAGGGCUGGGUAUCGCGCAAGUGGGUAUAGUCCUAGCAACUUCUAUGUGCAGUUCCGUGUUACCGAUGAUCCGAAUACGUUGGCUUAUGUUCGGGUGGGCGAGGGAGUGGUGUGUGAUCAGCCAUGCAGGGAUACGCUUUGCACGGAGGUCAUAGUUAGAAAUCAGUGUUAA